Messenger RNA from Neolamprologus brichardi, 2625 nucleotides. Lineage: Eukaryota; Metazoa; Chordata; Actinopteri; Cichliformes; Cichlidae. The record is from RefSeq and is a predicted model, not a curated record.
CUCUCGCAGGUGUCACGUCCAGGUUCUUUCCUUAACUCAGAGUCAGUGAGGUGAUUCACACAAACGCUAAAAGACUUCCCUUCCCAGUUUCCCGGAUAAGGCGUCAUUCUGGGCUUCUGUGGAAAGUUUCUAAAGUUUUACUUGUUGGACGCUGAGGAGCGAAGAAAGGAGGGAGCUCUGUGAGCUUCCAGAGGCACUGCUGCGCUCUUCACACGGAUCAGUCCGGCUCCGAGCUCCGGGAUGGCGGCCGUGAAGGCUCUGCAGCAGUGGUGCCGGAUCCAGUGUGAGGGCUACCGGGAUGUCUCCAUCACCAACAUGACCACGUCCUUCAGGGACGGACUGGCUUUCUGCGCCCUCAUCCACAAACACAGACCCGAUCUCAUCAAAUUUGAUUCGCUGAAGAAGGACGAUGUCUAUGAGAACAACAAGCUGGCGUUCAGUGUUGCAGAAGAACAACUGGGAAUUCCAGCACUGCUGGAUGCAGAAGACAUGGUGGCACUUAAGAUUCCUGACCGCCUCAGCAUCCUGACUUAUGUCUCCCAAUACUACAACUACUUCCACGGACGCUCCCCGAUCGGUGGAAUGGCGGGUAUAAAGCGUCCAGCCGACGGCCCCAGCGAUGAGCCGUCAGGGAAGAAGAACCAGGCGGUGACGUCUAAGGUGUUUCCCUCUUCUAAGCCUGCCAUUGAGAACAGCCCUCCCCCAUCCUCCAACAUCACAAAGCCACUUCCUUCCCCAAAUCAAAACAAAACUUCAACACAGGAGGUUGUGGUUGGAAAAUCUCAGGCAGGCACCCUGAGUAGCACAUGUGCAUCCUGUCAUAAGCAUGUUCACCUGGUGCAGCGACAUCUAGUGGAUGGGAAGCUUUAUCACAGGAACUGUGCAAAGUUGCUGUCAUCUGCAAACACAAGCACGCCUCUUCAAGAUUUGACCCCAAACUCCUAUGUUUCCAAAUUCACUCCUCUUAAAGACUCGAGUAAACACAGUACACCUGCUCCUACUUACACAUCCUCCAGUCUGAGUCCUUCAUGGGUGUCGGAGAAACCCACCACUCCCAAGUCCACUUCUGCGUCCCCAGCCCCCUGGGCUGCAUCAUCUAACUCUUCGGCCAGACCCGCAGCUUCACGUGACACUACUACCAUUGUGACCCCAUCUAUCAAUACCAGGCCGGCUGAAACUCCUCGACCCUCGGCAACCACUGCCAAGACACUCCAGUCCAAGCUCAAGUUCUUCCAGGAAGAUAACACGGCAAAGGUGGAGGAGAAAAAGACUUCAACCUUCAAUGUGGACAUAAACAAAGGCCAGAGUGUUGGUGGUAAGGCACAACAGGCCACGGCAGGGAAAGCUGUUACUGUGGUCAUAAAUGUCGGUGGUACUGGAAAAAAAGAGGUAAAUGAAAGUUUGGACAAAGGUGGGAAUACAGCUAAAACAACUGGCACUGGCUGGAAGGUGAAACAGGAAGAUGAGAGUAAUAAGUCAAAAGCAUCAGCAGCAGCCUUCAUCUCCAAAAAACUGUCUGAGGAAAACAACAAUAACAACAAAAAGCAAUCGUGGGCGACGACAGUACUAAAUAAAACUGAGAAAUCUCAACCUAAAGUCGAGACACCAAAGAAGGAGAAAGAGGGAGUUGGAGGGAAGGUGAAGCUGAAAGUGAACCCAUCGAUCCUGUCUGACCUGCAGUUUGAAGACACCACGAACUCCUCUGAGAGCCCGGGCAGUCAGAGCGGGCUCAAGGCCAAGACUGCAGACAGGGCACCCUUGAAGACGGGCAGCACAUUACCCAACACAUCAGCAGUGAAGGAGACUGAGACUCCUGCAGACUGGAGGUCGAAGCUCAAGCCCGUCUCCAAAGAAACCAAGCCUGCUGGCCCUUCCACUAAACCAGGGUCUAAUGAGGCUCCGAAGACCUCAGAGAUUUCUGCGAGGCCUUCCUCUCAGUUUCCCAGCCUGAGUAUUUCUGUCACGCCACCGACAUCAAAGGGGUUACAAGAGGGUCUGAAAGGGCAAACAAAGAAUGGCACCAAGUCAGAGACAAAGAAGAUGAAGCCAGACUACAUUCCCAAAGAGGACAUCACGAAGGAGCUUGAGGAGAUUGAACAGAAUUUAAACGAGCUGGAAAAGAGGGGAGUCGAUCUGGAGGUGAAGCUGCGCAAAUGCGAAGAAGAGGGUGACGAUGACACUCUCACGGAUGAGCUCAUGGUUGAGUGGUUUGGUCUGAUCAGGAACAAACAGUUGGCCAUGCGCCGGGAGUCUGAACUGGUCUACAUUGGAAGAACCCAGGAGCUGGAGGAAGAGCAGCCCACUGUUGAGCAAGAGCUCAGGAGGCUGAUGGAAAAACCAGAACAUCUGAAAACAUCCUGGGACAGGAAGAAAGAACAGCAGCUGAUGAAGAAACUGGUGGCGAUUGUCAACGAUAGAAACGCUAUCGUGGAGGGUCUGGAUGAGGACAGACUCAGGGAGGAAGAGGAGGACGAGCAGCUAAACAAGAUGAUGCUGGAUUUCAAAAAAAAAGGGGAGGCGAAAGGAAAGCUGUGCCUUGGCCUGGAUCUCCGCUACCGAGGUGGCCGGGCAUCCCAGGGGGGCUGUGGCUCUGGGUCUGACCUGGAGAACGUUCUAGAUCUGUGA